GUUUAACCGGAUAUACAUACGCAGGUGUUGUUGGUCACCUUUCUAAAACGUGCACUACCACAAUUUUAUUUCCAAAAAGCAAACAAAUCAUGUCUUCAAGUUCAAGUGAAGAUAUUUCUUCAGAUAAUGAUUCUGACAUUGAAAUACUAGCUACAGAAGCUUGUAAUAAGAUGAAGAAGUUAUUAGAAAAAUCAAAUAGCAUUGGAAAAAAGAGACAAAUGACCCGAACUGUUAAUAGGAAAAUGAAAUGUGACACUGUAAACGAUAGUAAGGAAGCACAAUCUAGUCCAAAUAUUUUUGACUUUGUAAUUGAUAAAACACCUCUGAGGUUUGAGAAUGAUGAAGUCACCAAAACAUCACAACCUGCUAGUAGUGCUACAGAAUCAGAAUCUGGAAUCCCAGAGACUGAUGACAACACUAAAGAGAGUCCAAGUCUCAAUUCAAACAAAGCAAAAAAGAAAGUGGGAAGUUUAUCAUCAAGUUUACAGACAAAAAUACAGAUAUCAGAUAAUUAUUUCCAAACCACAUCUGAUAACAAAUCAAAGAAGAAAACUAAAUCCAUCAAAGCAGAUUUAGAUGAGGUGAUGAAAAAAAGUGUAAUAACUCCUGAUUUUGAAAAGCAGUUUUCACAGAAACCUUAUGAAGAAAGUAUCAGACAACAGAAAAAACAAAGAAGGAAGGAGAAAGCAAAGACGAAGGGAAAUGGCUGGUAUAACAUGAAAGCACCUGAAAUGACUGAAGAAAAGAAAAAUGAUUUGAUGGUUCUCCAUAUGAGGAAAGCAGUGGAUCCUAAACGAUUCUAUAAAAAUAAUGAUACAGUGUCAUUACCUAAGUUUUUCCAAUUUGGAACAGUAGUAGAAAGUUCAGCAGAUUUCUAUCACUCAAGGGUUCCUAAGAAACAGAGGAAAUCUAAUAUGGUAGAAGAACUUCUAGCUGAUGCUGAAUUUAGAAAGUACAACAAGAGGAAGUAUGUUGAAAUACAAGAACAGAAAAGGAAAGCACAAGGUCCAUACAAACACAUGAAAAGAUUGAAGAAAAAUAAAAGAUGAUCAUUUUA
Mytilus trossulus (common blue mussel) is the source of this 1057-nucleotide messenger RNA. RefSeq names its product deoxynucleotidyltransferase terminal-interacting protein 2-like. Gene Ontology annotation, molecular function: RNA binding. Gene Ontology annotation, biological process: RNA processing. The transcript has 6 exons. Gene Ontology annotation, cellular component: nucleolus. The record is from RefSeq and is a predicted model, not a curated record. Lineage: Eukaryota; Metazoa; Mollusca; Bivalvia; Mytilida; Mytilidae. Bases 90 to 1049 code for a protein of 319 amino acids.